UGCAGCGCAAACCAUGUAUCCCGUCCCUACGCGACCUAACCUACCCCAAGCAUGUCAUAACCCCCUCCCAUGCUGAUAAGCACAAUAAUUAUCUAUAUUUUAUAUAGGUAAUUAUGAUUAUCUGUACAAAUAUUCAAAGAUAAAACAGGCAAAAAUCCCAAUUUGAGCGAAACCGCAAAAUGUUUCAAAGAUAAAACAGGCAAAGAUCCUCUGAUGGUCUUGUCCGCAUGGGACUUCUCUUCAGGAGCUCCUGAUGUGAACUGACCUCUUAGAAAGAAUGUCAGAAAUAAGACUUACGGGUCUUGUGCGGACAAAAAUGAGAUGAAGUUCCAUUUUAGACAAAUAAGUGACCAAAAGAGGGGGGAAAUGUCUCUAAUACCCUUACUAUCUCAUAUUCCUUGGAUUCCAAUUCUGAUUUCCACCAUCGCUCGACAAGGCCAACCAGUUUCAGAUCUGGAGAUGGUGCACCGCUCAUGCGAUGAAGACGACGCAUCACCCCACCGCCGUCAGCUAUGUCGUCACUUCUCAUUGACCCUCAUGUCCGACGACUGCCUCUCACCUCCUUCUCUAACAACUUAUAUGUUCUUCGGUUCUUCUUUCCAUUGCCACCUUACCCAUCGCAUCCUGCCGCCACCGCCGCGACUUGAAUCGUCGUCAAAUAGGAACGUCUGUGUCUCCAUCUCUUCUUCUUAUGUCUACUUUGCUUCUCCUUCGAUUCGAAUGGGCACAGCGACCAGACAUCUUCUUCGAUUUAUGAGGUGCUAAACUGACGAGUAGGGUCAUCAGAGGAAGGCGGCGGUCGGCGGCUAUUAGGGCUAUGAAAGAUUCAAUUUUUUAGAUGGCUAAGGUUAUCGGAGGAGGGCGACAACCGUUAUGGCGAAGGGCAUGUGAUCGGACUAAACUUGCAAGUGUACAAGUGCCGAUAUAGUAAUAAAUUCCGGUAAAAUAUCGGGUCGAAGCCACAGGAAAACGUUGUUUAAUUUAGUCCGAGAGUAGAUGACUUUAAAUAAAUAAAUGAGUAAAGUGCAUGGAUUUUGAUU
Cuscuta epithymum is the source of this 1040-nucleotide messenger RNA. The record is from the annotation of a GenBank genome assembly. Lineage: Eukaryota; Viridiplantae; Streptophyta; Magnoliopsida; Solanales; Convolvulaceae.